Messenger RNA from Mustela erminea (ermine), 3122 nucleotides. RefSeq names its product sialic acid-binding Ig-like lectin 5. The transcript has 10 exons. The coding region runs from base 101 to 1810 and encodes 569 amino acids. The record is from RefSeq and is a predicted model, not a curated record. Gene Ontology annotation, molecular function: sialic acid binding. NCBI's taxonomy places the organism in Eukaryota, Metazoa, Chordata, Mammalia, Carnivora, Mustelidae. Gene Ontology annotation, cellular component: plasma membrane. Gene Ontology annotation, biological process: cell adhesion.
GAAGUCCCCAGUUCAGUAAUUCAUUUGUUUCCUUGGCAAGCUGAUUGCUGGAAUAUUGCAACUGUUGCAGAUUUUCCUCUGGUUGCUCCAAGGGACCUGAAUGCCGGCUGGUGCAGACAUGGUGUCCCUGCUGCUGCUGUCCCUGCUGUGGGGGGGGUCCCUGCAGGAGGACUGGGAGUACCAGCUUCGAGUGCAGGACACAGUGACGGUGCAGGAGGGUCUGUGUGUGCACGUGCCCUGCUCCUUCUCCUAUCCCUGGAGCUCGUGGUCUACCCGUGAGAGGCCCUACAUGUACUGGUUGCGGAGUGGGGACAGCUCCCAUAACUCUCAGCUUGUGGCUACAAAUGAUCCAACAAAAACCGUGAAGACAGAGUUCGGGGACCGGUUCAACCUCGUCAGGAAGCCCCAGGAAAACGACUGUUCCCUGAGGAUCAGAGAGGCCAGGAGGAGCGACCAGGGACUCUACAAGUUCCAAAUAGGGAAAGACUAUGGGAGAUACACUUACAGAGAUAAGCAGCUGAACCUGCAGGUGGCAGCCCUGACACAGGAACCCGACAUCCACUUUCUGGAGCCCCUGAAGUCUGGCUAUCCCACGAACCUGACCUGUAGUCUGCGGGGAUCCUGUGAAGAAGGAAGACCUCUCAGCUUCUUCUGGAUGGGGGGUGCUCUUGACUCGCUGGACCCCCAGACCCUCCGCUCCUCGGUGCUGACCCUCACCCCAAGGGUGCAGGACCAUGGCAGCAACCUCACCUGUCAGGUGCACCUGCCAGGAGUUCAGGGCACCGUGGAAAGAACCAUCAGGCUCAAUGUCUCCUACGCUCCCCAGAACCUCACCAUCAGCUUCCUCUCCGGCGAUGUCACAGCCCUGAAGUUUCUGGAAAAGGACUGGACCAUUCUCACCCAGGAAGGCCAGAUUCCACGGCUGCUCUGUGUUGCUGAAGGCAACCCCCCAGCCCAGCUGAGCUGGGUCCUGGGGGGACAGACUCUGAGCUCCUCCCAGCCCGCAGACCCUGGGAUCCUGGAGCUCCCUCAGAUACAACUGGAGCAUGAAGGAGACCUCACCUGCCAAGCCCAGAACGCACUGGGCUCCCAGCACAUCUCCCUGCAUCUCUCUGUGGUCUAUCCCCCUCGGCUGCUCAGCCCCUCCUGCUCCUGGGAGGGCGAGGGGCUGCACUGUAACUGCUCCUCCCGUGCACAGCCCGCCCCCAUCCUGCACUGGAGGCUGGGGGAGGAGCUGCUGGAGGGGAACCACAGCAACGCCUCCUGGACCGUCACCUCCAGCCUUGCAGGGCCCUGGGCCAACAGCUCCCUGAGCCUCAGUGGGCCGCUGGGCUCUGGCCUCAGACUCAGCUGUGAGGCCCGGAAUGACCACGGGAAACAGAGCGCCGCUGUCCUGCUGCUCCCAGGGAAACCAGUGCUCCUGGCAGGAGCAGUGCCCGCAGCUCUUGGAGGUGCUGGUGCCAUGGCUCUGCUGUCCCUAAGUUUGUGCCUCCUCUUCUUUUGCGUAGUGAAGGCCCGCAGGAAGCAAGCAUCUGGGAGCCGAGAGGGCCUGGAUGAUGAAGAUCCUGUCAUGGGUACAGUGGCCUGGUCUCCUGAUGGCCACUCCAGCCUUGGUCCUGCUGUGGUCCAGCUACACUGGCUUUCUCACGGUCUCCAUACACACCUGCUCCCCUACGACUUGGAGCCUUUGCAUGUACAGUUCCUCCAAACUCCUGUCCCCGUUUCCACUAGACCACCUCUUGUGAUUGCCAUUCCAGCUCCAGUACCAACACCGUCUGCUCAGGGAAGCUUUUGCCAUCCCCCUCCCUGACAGUGUCUGUGUCUCUUUCUCAAAGAGAGAGCUCCGUGUCUAUCCCUGUCUUGAGGGGCACCAUACACAACAUCACUGCCUUUGCUUGUCUCUGCCCUGUUGUAUUUGUGACUUCUUUGCGGGCAGGGGACUGCAGUUGUCUCUCACUCCAUGUGCAACAUGUCCCCUCUCACCUCUUACAAAAUUGCACCCAUGUCACUCUAAAUGGAGUUAUCCAAAAUGCUUGAUUUGUGACCAACCCCUUAUUGCAGGAACAAGCAUUGUUCAUUUGUGCUUACUCCUUUUGUUCAUGAUAUGAUAAGCAGCUGUGACCCUAGUAUCCAACCGAAGACCUCAAACACUGACCCUAACUUCCAUACACUCAGGUUGCUCUGUGACCCCGUCCCCAGGAACCACUGCUGAGUCUUUUCUUGCUAGCGUUAUCCCAUGGACAUACGCCUAAAAGAGUCGCUGUUUAGUUUCAUUGCUUCUGCACCAACAAAGGUUGUCACGUUCUGUGCAUUCUUCUAGGACUUGAUUUUGUAGACCCAGCGCCGUGAGUUACGUCAUGGAGAAUCAUCUGUGUUGCGGGACAUUGCCGCUGUCUGUUUCAUUUUAUGAUUAUGUCUUUUGCUUAAGAUCCUACUGCUGGACAUUUGAAUUGUUCCAGAUUUCUGGUUCAUAUGUCAUUGCAUUCACAUGGAAGAGUUUUUCUUCAUUGUUACAUAAGAAUUUAGUUACUAGGUGGGAGGGUAUGUGAAUGUUCUGGUUGACCAGGUUUUCCAGAGCAAACGCAUCCGUUUAUACAUCCAUCUAUGCCUAUCAGAUGCUGUUGGUCUAUAAUCUCUGUAGCACUUGGUUUUCUGAUUUUUUUUUCCAUCUCACUAUCUUACUCUGGUAUUGAUUUGCAUUUCUUUGGUUGUCAAUGAGGAUGAAAAUGUCUCUGCCUUCACUGGUAUAUGAACACCUCCUCUCUAAAAUGCCUGGUCCCAUCAGCAGCCCAUUUUCCUAUUGGGUGUUCGACUUUGUUAUUGAAUUUAUUGGAGAGUUUUAUACAUUUUCAUACUAGUUUUCCUCUAUUAUAUGCAUUGUAAGUAUCUUCUCCAGUGAGUAACUUGUCUUCACUUUUUAAAGGUGACCUUGAUGAAGGUUAGUUCUUAAUUGUAAUAUAACCAUAUUCAACAAUCUCUUCCUUUCUGUUGAGUGACUUUGGGUCUCAUUUAAGAAAAUCUUUCUUACCCUAGGAUUAGAAGGAUAUUCAAGUGUAGUUUCUUAAAAAAAAAAAAAAAGAUUUUAUUGGGGCACCUGGGUGGCUCUGUUGUUAAAUGUCUGC